AUGUCAACGGAGCUGCUAUUUUGCAAGUCGAAGGUGUACGUGCACUGUAGCAAGAAGGCCGAGGACAACAUUGCUGGAUUCUUGCUGAUUACGAGGGACGCACAGCAACCAUCCCUUGAAGCCACUUUGUCAUGGAUUCCAGAGAGAGAGCUAAGCAAACUACAGCUGAAUGAGCUCAACCGAGCUGAUGGGAAUACAGCAAAGCUAGCAAAGAUCAAGAAAGAAUUAAUAUUGCAGGCGCAGUAUGCCGCAUGGGCGUUUUGCAUUAAAAUUAACAGCAUUUAUUCGAUUCAGUUCCGCGCACCAAGCCCUAGCGGUUGGUGGUAUGGUUCGAUUGCUAUCAACUCAAAAAACUCGCAUGACCAAGGAUCAAUUCCCAUACUGUUCUUUCAUGAUAAGGAGUGUGCGUCCACCCAGGCGAAGCAGAAGGCGUUGAACAAAUCUUUUGAUCCGUUUUCAGGAACAGACGUUUAUUGGGGCGCAAGCGACUUCCGAGAUGCAAUAAUGCAGCUUGUCGACUUCAAACAGACGCUUGUGGACCCCACGGUGUGGCUUGUUAACGCAACAUUAGACGAUCUCAGGAAUUUUUCACCACAAGACAAGAAAGUUGAGGCCGAAGCCAGCACAAAAGACUCCACCUCACCCAAAUUCUGGGAUAUGCUAGAUCAAGCCAGAUGGAACGUCAUGUCCAAAUUUGCUGACUUUACUUCGAAGUCUACUAACAAGGUGGUCAAUAUUUGGAGUCAGCACCCUUUGGUACAGUUUGUCGAUAAGCACAACAACAACCCUUAUGUCAAAAAGAUUAUGACCAAUCCCAAGGUUCAGGAAAUUCAAGAUGAUUUCGACUCUGCAAGGAUUUACCUUGCAAAGUGGGCAUUAGGAGUAAAGGAGCAAGCAGAGAAAUAUCAAACGGCAAACGGCCUCGAUGACACCUACCGGCGCCUUCUUUUCAAUGAGCUAGGAAGCGAUGGCGAGGAUGUCAAGUUAACUGAUGAAGAGCUCAAUAUAGCCAUGCAGAGGUCCCAUCCUCUAACGAGACAAAAAUGGGACUCUUUCUUUGACUCAGAAGGGCGGCUGCUCAUGACUGUGCAAGAGGUUAAAGACUACAUCUUUCAUGGAGGUGUUGCAGACAUGGAGCUAAGAAAGGAUGUGUGGCUCUUUCUAUUAGAAGUUUAUCCUUGGGACUCUUCUUUGGAAGAAAGGCAGGUGUUAACUCAAACAUUGAGGGAGAGCUACCGUGCAAAUUACAAAAGUAAAUGGGAGUACCGCCAACCGCAUUCAGAUGAAGACGAAGAAUCUUACUGGCACGAUCAAGUUCUUCGUGUUGAAAAAGACGUCAAACGUAAUGAUAGGGAUUUGUCCCUGUACAAGUACAACACCGAAACGGGUGAAGCCCCUGCCUCGCCCCAGCAAGACUUCGAUCAAGGAGCCGAACAAGUUGAUAGCGAUGUUUGGACAGUGAAGAACCCUCAUCUUCAAAGUCUCCGCAGUAUCCUCCUGAGUUACAACAUCUACAAUAAUGACUUAGGGUAUGUGCAAGGAAUGUGCGACUUGUUGUCGCCAAUUUAUUACAUUCUUCAGGAUGAAGAACUAUCAUUUUGGGCGUUUGUAAACUUUAUGCGCCGUAUGGAAAGGAACUUCCUUAGAGAUCAGUCUGGCAUCCGCGACCAAAUGAUGGCUCUGACUGACUUGUGCCAACUAAUGCUUCCAAAGAUGAGUGCACAUCUUGCAAAGUGUGAUUCCUCUAACUUGUUUUUCUGCUUCCGCAUGCUUAUCGUCUGGUUUAAGCGUGAGUUUGAAUUUGAAGACGUUUGCAGCAUAUGGGAAGUGUUUCUCACAGAUUUCUACUCCUCACAGUUUCAGCUUUUCUUCAUGCUCGCUGUGCUCCAAAAAAACAGCGCUCCUGUUAUGAACAAUCUUGAUCAAUUCGAUCAGGUUUUGAAGUUCUUCAAUGAGUUGAAAGGAACCAUGGAUUGGAGUGAUUUGAUGAUCCGGAGUGAGCUUCUGUUUGUUAAGUUCAAGAAAAUCAUGGAUACGCUUGAAAGGCGAGCAGAACUGGCGGAAUACACUCUUUUGACAAGCGAUGGGAGUGUCAUCAACGAAAGCUCAGCUGCGGCUAGUGAACAAAAUGCUUUGGCAACUCAAACUUCACUGAUCACCGAAAAUCUGAAACAGUUGAUGUCUAAGAAAAUAGUCAUCAAGAGAGAGCCGGCUAGGAAUAAGCACUCAAUUAGGUAG
Molecule: messenger RNA, 2238 nt
Organism: Lachancea thermotolerans CBS 6340
Lineage: Eukaryota; Fungi; Ascomycota; Saccharomycetes; Saccharomycetales; Saccharomycetaceae
Gene: GYP7
Product: GTPase-activating protein GYP7
Exons: 1
Coding region: 1-2238 (745 amino acids)
Biological process (GO): activation of GTPase activity
Molecular function (GO): GTPase activator activity
Source: RefSeq, a predicted model, not a curated record